Megalobrama amblycephala (Wuchang bream) is the source of this 4042-nucleotide messenger RNA. RefSeq names its product 3-hydroxy-3-methylglutaryl-CoA reductase a (gene hmgcra). Lineage: Eukaryota; Metazoa; Chordata; Actinopteri; Cypriniformes; Xenocyprididae. Gene Ontology annotation, biological process: sterol biosynthetic process; isoprenoid biosynthetic process; coenzyme A metabolic process. The record is from RefSeq and is a predicted model, not a curated record. Gene Ontology annotation, cellular component: endoplasmic reticulum membrane; peroxisomal membrane. Gene Ontology annotation, molecular function: protein binding; hydroxymethylglutaryl-CoA reductase (NADPH) activity; NADP binding. The transcript is spliced from 20 exons. The coding region runs from base 280 to 2934 and encodes 884 amino acids.
AUGCCAUCGCUGUCGCUUCAUAAGCUUUAGAGGAGGAUGCCGGUGUUAGCAACUGGAAUCCUGUCUAAAACGACUGGAUAUAUGGAUUAAUGUUGUCUGUAUUUAUUUAUUUUAAUUAUGAAAGCAUCGCUAAAUGUUAAUUUGUAACAGUGGAAAUAUCUAUAGGCUUUUAUUUAUUUAAUCGCAUAUGUGGAGGAUUUCACAGUGAUCUGCUCUUGGUCUACUUAUUCUUUAACCCUCAUUGACCCUCACUGUAAGAGACUGUAACACACCUUCAUCAUGCUGACGAGACUUUUCCGAAUCCACGGCCUCUUUGUGGCCUCCCAUCCUUGGGAAGUCAUUGUGGCUACUGUGACUCUCACCAUCUGCAUGAUGUCCAUGAACAUGUUCACUGGAAAUGACCAGAUUUGUGGGUGGAACUUUGAUUGCCCCAAAUUGGAGGAGCAAAUCCUAAGCAGCGAUAUCAUUAUCCUGACAAUCACAAGAUGCAUAGCAAUCGUCUAUAUUUACUUUCAAUUCCAAAAUCUUCGACAGUUAGGAUCCAAAUACAUAUUGGGCAUUGCUGGACUUUUCACAAUAUUCUCCAGUUUUGUGUUCAGCACGGUUGUGAUUCACUUCCUGGACAAGGAGCUGACAGGCCUCAAUGAAGCCUUGCCAUUCUUUCUGCUGUUGAUUGACCUUUCCAAAGCAUGUGCUCUGGCCAAGUUUGCUUUGAGUUCAAACUCACAGGAUGAAGUGAGAGAGAAUAUUGCCAAAGGAAUGGCUGUUUUAGGACCCACUUUUACUCUUGACGCCCUUGUGGAGUGCCUGGUGAUCGGUGUGGGGACAAUGUCAGGUGUGCGACAGCUUGAGAUCAUGUGCUGCUUUGGAGGUUUGUCUGUCCUGGCUAACUACUUUGUCUUCAUGACCUUCUUCCCGGCCUGCGUUUCUCUUGUGUUGGAGUUGUCCAGAGAAAGCAGAGAGGGUCGACCCAUCUGGCAGCUGAGCCACUUUGCGAGAGUUCUGGAAGAGGAAGAGGACAACAAGCCUAACCCUGUCACGCAAAGAGUCAAAAUGAUCAUGUCUCUUGGCCUGGUCAUGGUUCACGCUCAUAGCCGGUGGAUUGCCGAUCCCGCGUCAAGUAAUGGAACUCUUGAUCUUCCUCAAGUUGGAGAGAGCCUGAAUGACAAUGUGCCCAAGAGGAUUGAGCCAGACAUGCCCCUGUGGCACUUUUACCUGUCCAGGAUGAUCAGCAUGGACAUUGAGCAGGUGAUCACACUGGGUCUCGCCCUGUUCCUGGCUGUGAAGUACAUUUUCUUCGAGCAGGUGGAGAUGGAAUCUACCCUGUCCCUGAAAGUCCCCACUCCAAGCUCCAUGCUCUCUCAGAAAUGGUCUCCUGAUCAGUGCUGUAGGAAAGAGGUUACUUGUUCUAGCAAGCCUGAGAAAACCCCAACUCCCCUUCCUGUUGUUACCAAAGAGGAAAGAGAUUUAGUGAUUCGGCCCUUGCCUGCCCUGAAAGAGCCUGAGCAUAAAAGUACUUUUGUUCUUGGAGAGGAUGAAACACAGGAAAUCGUUGAUGUUUCAGAGCCUGUGAUCGAUGUACCUGCUGAACCUAGACCUGUGGAAGACUGUCUGUCCAUUCUGAAAAACCCAGAUAUGGGCGCUCGGUACCUCAGUGAUGAAGAGGUGAUCGUUUUGGUGAACUCAAAGCACAUCCCAGCUUACAAACUGGAGGCCAUGAUGGAGACCCCUGAGAGAGGGGUGAUGAUCCGCAGAAAAAUGCUCACCCCCAAAUUCCCAGAGCCUACAGCUCUCUCCUGCCUGCCUUAUAAAGACUACGACUACUCUAAGGUGAUGGGAACAUGUUGUGAGAACGUCAUUGGUUACAUGCCAGUCCCUGUGGGGGUUGCUGGUCCUCUGUUAUUGGAUGGAAAGCAGUUUCAGGUCCCCAUGGCAACAACCGAGGGCUGCCUAGUUGCCAGCACAAAUAGAGGCUGCAGAGCUAUAGCUUUGGGAGGUGGUGCCAAUAGCCGUGUUCUUGCAGAUGCAAUGACCAGAGGGCCUGUGGUGCGUCUGCCUUCUGCCUGUCAAGCAGCUGAAGUCAAGGGCUGGCUGGAGAGCACUGAGGGCUUCAAGAGCAUCAAGGAGGCCUUUGACCAGACCAGCAGGUUUGCACGAUUAGAAAGGCUUCUGAUUGGUCUGGCAAGUCGCAACCUGUACAUUCGAUUCCAGUCCAAAACUGGAGAUGCAAUGGGCAUGAACAUGAUCUCAAAAGGCACAGAACAGGCUCUCGCCAGGCUGAAGGAGGAAUUUCCAGAGCUUCAAGUUUUGGCUGUUAGUGGAAACUACUGUACUGACAAAAAACCUGCCGCCAUCAACUGGAUUGAAGGCAGGGGCAAGUCAGUGGUGUGUGAGGCCACCAUUCCAGCCAAAGUUGUCAAAGAGAUUUUAAAGACGUCGACUGCAGCUCUUGUAGACGUGAACAUCAGCAAGAACUUGGUUGGAUCUGCUAUGGCUGGAAGCAUCGGAGGUUAUAACGCUCACGCCGCCAACAUUGUAGCUGCUAUCUAUAUUGCUUGUGGACAGGACCCAGCGCAGACAGUGGGCAGCUCUAAUUGUAUCACUCUAAUGGAAGCCUCAGGCCCCACCGGGGAGGAUCUUUAUAUCAGCUGUACUAUGCCCUCUAUUGAGCUGGGCACUGUGGGCGGAGGCACUAACCUUCCUCCACAGCAGGCCUGUUUACAGAUGUUAGGUGUUCUGGGUGCCAGUGUGGAGUGUCCGGGCGAAAAUGCCCGACAGCUUGCCAAGGUGGUGUGUGCAACAGUGCUUGCAGGAGAGCUGUCACUCAUGUCUGCACUUGCUGCCGGACACCUGGUGAAAAGUCACAUGACACACAACAGAUCAAAAGUGAAUUUGCAAGAAGCUCCAGGAACGUGUACUAAGCAGGCAUCUUGAGACGUCACCUGUUGAAGAGGCCAUAAAGAAAGAGGAUUUCAUCUUCAAGGCAAAAAUGAUUAGCAAUUUAGAUAAUUUUCAAGGACAGCAAAAGGAAUACAGAUUUACGACUGUUCAUGGUUCCCCUGAUCUGUUAAAGACGAGUUGUCUUUAUAUCAGUUUUGAAAAACGGAUGAAAUUAAAGACUGGAAUCAAGACCAGCUGUGUUCACAAGCCUAGAGCCGGUAUUUCUAAAUCAUAUCUGAGCAUGAUUGCGGUUUCCAGGCCUGCUUUGUUAAGCUUAACUCGCUAUGAACCACAAAUCUAAUCUUAGAUCCACAGCAGCCGGUACAUACAGAUACAGAAGGCCAUAUAACAUAAUUUCUAUCCUAAAAUCAAUACAGUUCAGGUCACUCACAAGACCGACUGGAUAUGUUAAAGAGAAGUGCGUUUUGUACUUUUUUUUUAUUUGAUGGUGAUGGCAACUGGGAGCAUGUCUUUGCCAACUUUUUGCCAAACUGGACAGCAAUGUUAGAAAGGGAAAGAGAAAGUUUACUUCUUUGCACUUAGAAAGGGAAAUGGCACAGGACAGUACUGACGCAGAGAGGAGUUUAAAGUACUAUGAUUCACUAGUUGGUACACAUGUAGAAUAAUACAGAACGACUAUGAAAUUGCCAAACGCAGCCGUCAGCAGUGAUCGCAUUGUUUCUCGUGUCAGAAUGUACAUUAGUUUUUUUUUUUCUAUGACACAGAAAUGUAUUGAAUGACUUCUGUAACUGAAAUGGGUAGUGCUACGGCAUGACAGGACAAAUAUUUCAAAAGGUGCUACGAUCCACGUUUCAGUUCUUUGUUCAUUUACCGAUUUCCUUUUUUGAACACCAACUAUAAUGGGUUUAUGUAACAAUACACAACACAUCGCAUGCUUCUGAAGGUUUGAAAUGGCUUUUAUUCAGUUGGUUCUGGUUUUUAUGUCAUGGAAAAGAGUGGCUGAUGUUCAGACAUGUACGUUUCAAGCUGAAGACACAAGAAAGCUUGCUAUUUUUCCCCCAAAGGCACAAUUCAAAUUAUUGAAUAAAAAUAAACUGCAGAGUUUUGUAUAUUUUUUUAUAAUAAAGGAAAAUAUAUAAUA